CGGGUGUCCGGAAGCGGAAGUGAUGCCCGGCAGGUAAACUCGGGGCGAGGACGGGGCCCGCGGCGAUGCAGAUGCUGUGGGGGCGCGCGCCCAUGUGGGGCCUAGUGCUGGUGUUGUGCCAGCUGAGCCCAGCGGCGCGGGCGGUCGAGCCCAUCAGCCUGGGCCUGGCGCUGGCCGGCGCCGCAGCCUCGGCUCUCACCGGCUUCAUAUCCUACCCGCGUCUUUACUGCUAUUUCACCGAGUGCUGCUUGCAGAGGCCCGGGGCGCGAGCUGGAGCAGUGCUUGAGGAGGAGUUGGACAAGAAGCUCUUUGGGCAGCAUCUGGUGAAAAAGGUGGUUGUGAAAGCCGUCACUGGCUUUUUGAAUAAUGCGAAUCCGAAGAAGCCGCUGACCCUCUCCUUGCAUGGCUGGACGGGCACAGGCAAGAACUUUGUCAGCAAGAUCAUUGCAGAGAGCAUCUACGAAGGAGGCCUCAACAGCAAAUAUGUCCAUAAUUUUGUUUCCACUUUGCACUUUCCUCAUCGGCAGAACAUCACCCAGUACAAGGACCAGUUGCAAAUGUGGGUUCGGGGCAAUGUCACUGCCUGCGCGAGGUCCAUCUUCAUUUUUGACGAGAUGGAUAAAAUGCACGCAGGACUCAUUGAUUCCAUCAAACCUUUCCUGGACUAUUAUGAGCAGCUGGAUGGUGUGUCUUACCGGAAAGCCAUCUUCAUCUUCCUCAGCAAUGCAGGGGCUGAAAAAAUAACGGAAGUGGCGUUGGACUUUUGGAGGAGUGGAAAGAGACGGGAGGACCUGGGACUGCGAGAUCUGGAGUCUUCGGUGUCUGUGUCUGUUUUCAAUAACAAAAACAGUGGCUUUUGGCACAGCAGCCUCAUCGACAGGAACCUCAUUGAUUACUUCAUCCCUUUCCUUCCCCUGGAGUACAAGCAUGUGAAAAUGUGCAUCAGAGUUGAACUUGAGUCUCGGGGCUACGAGAUAGAUGAAGAAAUCGUGACCCAAGUAGCAGAUGAGAUGACCUAUUUCCCAAAGGAGGAGCGGAUCUAUUCUGAUAAAGGAUGCAAAACUGUAUACACAAAGUUGGAUUUUUACUUGUGAUAUUUUUAUGAUCUCGUCCUCAAUGAAGAAAACGAACCCAAGUGCAGAAUUUGAAGGAUUUCCCCCUCCCCUCACCCACCAUGUUUAAAAAGGGUUUGAAACAAUGUAAAUAGACAGUAUCAUUUGUUCUUAAUUUAAGCAGGGGGUGGGAGUGGGUGACCCUAAUUGCAAAAUAACCUCAGCCUGGUGGCCUCAAGUGUGAGAACUCUCGGUGUCUCAGUCCACCCACUCCUGAGCAUUGUCUUAACAGUGCCUAUAUACUGUGAAGCCAUUCAGAUGGUUGCUUUCUUUGAGCAGUCGUCUGUCUGCUAGGCUGGGGCCUCGUGAUUAGGUGUCCAGUUGAUAAGAAAGCAGAGGCAUUCUGCACUGGGGACUUAAAGCAACGAUUGUGUGAUUCCUCUGAAGAAAUGAAGGCAAUGCUCUCCAGCCUAUUAGGCCUAUGGGGUGUUUUUAUAUGAAACCAAACUUGUGGAUUCUUUUGGUUGAUAUUUCAAGAUAGUAACUAUCCGCAGAUUUCAAACUGCUGGGGAAUGUGAGGGAGUCCCUUUGGAUUUGAUCAAAGGAUUCUUCAGGAACCCCUUACUAGCAGAAGAGGAGGGGGUCCCCUUUUCCACCAGCAUGCACCUUACUGGCAAUCUGAUCCCCUCUCUCCAGUGUACAGCCCUGCAAAAUUCUGGGGUGGUUUCCAGAAUACCCCUGUCAUUUAAUGUAACAGGGAGACCUAGCCAGGAUCCUCGUCUCCACUGGGAUGACUCUUCCAGAAUGCUCUUGAGUGCACAGUGGCUGUAUGGGGGUCAGGUCGGGGCUUCCCACCAAAACACGUACCUGAAGGUAGGAUACUUAAGACCACCACUUACAAUUGCAGGAUCAUGAUUGAGGACCCUAACAGUGAAGCCGAGCUAUCCUUCUCCACCAGUAUUUCAAGCGCAGAUGAUUAAGAACGGUCUUCGACAGUCAAUCAGACAGCCAUUGAAGCCUCGGUCUUCUCUCCUGUGGAGUUCUAAGUGAGCAGUUCCUGUGUGCCUGGUUCAUGUCUAUCUUACGUUUCCUGGUGAAGAGAGGCAGGGAACGGGGGAGCUGGAUGACUUUUAAGAGAACUGAAAGCAUUUCUGGGAAGAUUUGUACACUUUCCCAGUUGGUGGUGACAGUCUUGGCGGGCAGUCCCGGGCACCAAACCCAUAUGGGAUUUUGCAAUAAGACUGUGUGUGGCACACGGGCUUUGUCCUAGGGAGGGGCAGUAAAAAGCAAAAUAAAUUUGGCUACAGAGGAAAAGCGCUUUAGGUGCUGCUUUCCUGGAGAUCUACACAUUAUGGUAAAUCAACCUCUUUGUUAUCUUCCAGUGAACUCUGCAUAACCACGUUCCAAGUUGCUUUUUGCUGGUCUGAAGCUGUUUAAGGGGCUGUUUUCUGCCAAUAGGCUGCUCUAAGGGUGGGCUUGUGCCUCUGCCUGGCAGCAUCUGCGGAACGCCUCCUGGCGCAGGCCUUGGACUUUCUCAAGAAUAACCCCCAUGAUACAGAUUGGCCGCCUGGAGGAGAUCAGCAGGGUUUUCUACUUUUGCUUUUUGAGAUAAGGUGCAAAGCAGCAUUCAGAUGGACUCUUUGGGUGGCAAUCAGUGAUCUACCGGGGCUUGUAUCCUAUUUGUGUGUUGUAAAAAGGUAGAUAUGUAUCCUUUUUACCUUAAUGUUGUUAGCUACCACCUGGCUUUGUGGGAGGAAGCAUGGAGUAUGUUUGGCUAAAUAAAAAUGGCAAAAACUGUGGGGUCGCUGUGCAGUAAGCAGCAGCGUGUAUAGUUCUCUGUUCUCCCUUCACUAACAAGCACAACUGACCCUGUGUCCGGCUGUCACUAUGGGCAGGACUGCUGCUGCUGGCAAGGAUGGGAAAACGCCUAUCAAGACAUGGAGGCCGCUAUGCAGGGCUGCCCCAGAACCACCUCUUCCUGUGCAGCUCCAGAAAGGUUCAGGCAGGUUGUAUUCCGUGCGCCUCUGCAGGAUGUGACAUUUGGGCAGCAGAGGUCAGGUAAUUGGCCAUGGAGAUAAGCUCCAGGGAACACACUGGGAACUCUGUUUUUUGGGGGCAGAUGUAGUACUACAUUUCCCCUGUUGAAACCCCGCCCCUCACUCACAGCUGUGGUUGGGAGCUGGCCAAAAAAGAUGCCCCUUUUCUCUGUGGUGAUGGUGGAGGGAAGUGCUGCCAAGUCAUAGCUAACUUACAGUGACCCUUCACAGGGUUUUCAAGGCACAAGAUGUUGAGAGCCAUUUCCUGCCUCUGUGUGGCAAUCCUGGACUUCCCUGGAGAUCUAGCCAGGGCUGACUCUCUGUAGCUUACAAGUUUUAGUGAUAUUGGGCUAGGCUGGACCACCCAGGUCCCCCUGUCAGGCCUAAAAUCAAGUAUGGGGUGCAGAUUCAAGCGCAAAAACCCUUUAAGGGACUCUUCCCCCUCCCCCCCAAUAUCAAUGUGAUGAAGGAAUGAAAUAGAAUGACUUUGCAGAUCGCAGCUCUAGUACGGUCAUGCACAAUGAUCAUGGUGCCAGUUUUUGUUUAAUUGUAAUGGUUUGUAAAUCUCCAAAUAAAUUUCGGUUGGCUAAAUAGCCACGUGCUUGUUGUCA
Messenger RNA from Sphaerodactylus townsendi, 3699 nucleotides. Its product is annotated as torsin-1A-like. The record is from RefSeq and is a predicted model, not a curated record. Gene Ontology annotation, cellular component: endoplasmic reticulum lumen; nuclear envelope; endoplasmic reticulum. The transcript has 5 exons. The coding region runs from base 66 to 1094 and encodes 342 amino acids. NCBI's taxonomy places the organism in Eukaryota, Metazoa, Chordata, Lepidosauria, Squamata, Sphaerodactylidae. Gene Ontology annotation, biological process: nuclear membrane organization; protein localization to nucleus. Gene Ontology annotation, molecular function: ATP binding; kinesin binding; ATP hydrolysis activity.